Messenger RNA from Cantharellus anzutake, 746 nucleotides. RefSeq lists its product as uncharacterized. The coding region runs from base 1 to 642 and encodes 213 amino acids. The record is from RefSeq and is a predicted model, not a curated record. The transcript has 2 exons. Lineage: Eukaryota; Fungi; Basidiomycota; Agaricomycetes; Cantharellales; Hydnaceae.
AUGUCGUCUUCCAGCGACUCACUCUCCCCCUCAGACUCUGGGAACGGGAGUUUGGAGGGUGGGAGUGUGUGUAUGAUUAGGUCUGGGACGGAUCCAGACCCGGGGGCGAUGGUAGGAGCCUUUAAUGGCUCAGGGAUCACAGAAGCGCGGGUCGGCGCUUCCGCAAGCUGGCAGUCCACAGGCGCCAGACUGCCAUUAACCUGGCCUGGAAUCGACGUAGGACAUGUUGUCUGUGUCAAUUCUGGGCAUACAGGCGAAGCGGGUCGCCAGGGGACAGUGGCAAGAACCACUGGGCAAUUUGACCUGGAAAAGGUCAGGUUGCGCGGGUGCUCAAUAGGGGCUGGUGAUUUAACAGCCCUAGGAAAAGUCGAUGCGCAGGGCGCAUCGGUGAGCUGGCGCUCAGCGGAUGCUGAGACGCCUUUUUCCCCACAUGGAACCGGUAGGGAUACGGUUGCUUGGACCGUAUUGGACCUCUCGGAGCGAGAGGAAUGUGUAUGGACCAUAGAUUUGGCUGGCCCAGAGAAAGUCGAAGCGUGGAGCACUUCAGACCUCAGGCACUCAGCGGAUGCUGAAAUGCUCUUAUCCCCACAUGGAACAGGUGGGGAGAUGGUUGUGUGGACCAUCUUUGACUUCUCACGAUGAGAAGGAACGGUUGUGGCCAGGGAUUUGGCCUGCCCAGAGAAAGCCAAAGCGCUGGGCGCUUUGGUGAGCUGGCACUCAGCAGAUGCUGAGGUGCCUUCCUUCUG